This is a messenger RNA of Eurytemora carolleeae, 494 nucleotides long. RefSeq names its product latrophilin-like protein LAT-2. The record is from RefSeq and is a predicted model, not a curated record. Gene Ontology annotation, biological process: adenylate cyclase-activating G protein-coupled receptor signaling pathway. Lineage: Eukaryota; Metazoa; Arthropoda; Copepoda; Calanoida; Temoridae. Gene Ontology annotation, molecular function: G protein-coupled receptor activity. The transcript has 6 exons. Bases 48 to 419 code for a protein of 123 amino acids.
UAUUUGUAAAUUUACCUUAAAAGAUUUAAUUGAAAUGUUUAGGUUUAAUGUUGUUGAUAAACUCGGUAGUAACUGUUGUUGCUCUUAAAGUUUCUCAUAACCCUAGAAGAAGAAGUAAUGAGGAGAGUAGAGUAAGGCUUCUCUCAAUGCUCAAGAAUGUAAUCCUACUCUCCGUAAUACUUGGACUAACCUGGAGUAUUGGCCUAUUUGGUUCUUCUCUUCCACAGCAAUUUAUAUUUGUUAUACUGAAUGCAAGCACUGGUGUCUUCAUUUUCUUCUUAAGUGUUUUACUAAACCCUCAGGUGAUGGCAGAACUAAAGAAGAACUUAAGAGCUAUAAGAUGCUGCACAAGGACAAAGAAUGAAACGAAUGAAAGCAAACUCCCGAUCAAAUUCUUUGAAUCGCAUUUUGGGAGAUAGAGGACACCUUUGCGGCCCAAUUACUCAACAAAAAAUACCGAGUACAAAAUAAGUUUAUAAUUUGAAUAAUCAAUA